Chelonia mydas (Green sea turtle) is the source of this 1176-nucleotide messenger RNA. It is a transcript of the gene FAM3B, whose product is annotated as FAM3 metabolism regulating signaling molecule B. Bases 430 to 1137 code for a protein of 235 amino acids. The transcript is spliced from 8 exons. Lineage: Eukaryota; Metazoa; Chordata; Testudines; Cheloniidae. The record is from RefSeq and is a predicted model, not a curated record.
CGGACCCAGCCUCGUCCUUGCCUUUGCGCUGAAACCGAGAGCGCUGUGAGGGGAGACCCGUGAGGGCCGGGCUGCACGGACGGACGCGCACGCACGGAGGGAGGCGGGCUCCCAUCGCUGCUGCUUCGCCCCACAGCCCAGCCCCCAGGGUGCGCCGGCGGACUUCGGCACCGCGAUUGCCCAGCGGCCGCUCCCCCGGGGCAGCGGCGCCGCCUCCUAGCUCCAGCCGGUCCCUGGCGGGGGCGGGAAGCUCCGCUCCCAGCCUCCCCCUAGCGCCGCCCAGCGGUCACGGUGUGCGCCUUAUUCCCCUGCCCGCACAGGUGCAGCGAGGUUUGCGCUCUCCCCAGCCCGGGGCGCAGCCGGGCUCUUGCCGGAGCAGGUGCGGGGGGCCGGCGGGGGCGCCGCGGAGGAGCCCCGCUGCCCGGGAAGAUGCGGCUGGGCUGGAGCAACCUUGCGAAGUUAUCAGGACUUAUGUUAGCAUCAAUGUGUGCUUGGUAUUUGGGAUACCUGUUCGCAGAUAUCAUACCUGAAGAUUCGAUGUCAUCAGCUAUUGAAAGUAUUCAGCGCAUUGGAGAGAAACCAGUACUUAAGGCCCCACCCCCCAAAAGACAGAAAUGUGACCAUUGGUCUCCGUGCUCACCUGGAAGCUAUGCUUAUCGAUUACUCAGUGGUGGUGGCAAGGAAAAGUUGGCCAAGAUUUGUUUUGAAGAUGAGCUGCUCAUAAGUGAACAGAAGGGUAAUGUUGGAAGAGGUAUAAACAUUGCCAUUGUGAAUUAUAAAACAGGAAAAGUUAUAUCUACAGAGUUUUUUGACAUGUGGGAAGGAGACUUCUCAGGACCCAUGACUACCUUCAUUAAAAAUGCACCUCAAGGGUCACUUCUCUUGAUGGUGACCCAUGAUGACGGAAGCAGUAGAUUAAAGGAUGGUGCAAAAAAAGCAAUAGCAGAGCUUGGCAGUAAAGAAAUAUGGAACAUGAAGUUCAGGUCAAGCUGGGCCUUUAUUGCUGCCAAAGGUUUCAACCUACCAGAUAACAUUCAAAAAGAAAAGAUCAACCAUUCUGAGAAUAGCAAGAACAGAUAUAACGGCUGGCCAGCUGAAAUCCAGAUAGAAGGUUGUAUCCCAGUAAACCUGAUCUGAUCUUACAUUUUGCUAAUAAAGUCAUAUAAAUUAUUUUUA